Messenger RNA from Aspergillus nidulans FGSC A4, 1406 nucleotides. Its product is annotated as SIR2 family NAD-dependent protein deacylase. Gene Ontology annotation, cellular component: nucleus; cytoplasm. Gene Ontology annotation, molecular function: histone deacetylase activity, NAD-dependent; NAD-dependent protein lysine deacetylase activity; NAD binding. The transcript has 2 exons. The record is from RefSeq and is a predicted model, not a curated record. Lineage: Eukaryota; Fungi; Ascomycota; Eurotiomycetes; Eurotiales; Aspergillaceae. The coding region runs from base 321 to 1406 and encodes 361 amino acids.
CUCAAGAUGAGAUAUUGCAAAUCUUGAGAGCAUACGAGUCCGCAACUAGAAAUGCUGGCAACCCGGGAAAUCCAUGGUCAAAAUAUAAAAACUCCUUGAUGCCUUAGGCACACACAGCCAUUUUGGCAAAAUAAAACGUCAUACAGGCGAUCAUCUAUCUUCUCCCAAGUCUCUAGCAACACGAACUGUUGGAAAGCAGAUUCUGAACGCUCACUACUGGUAUAUUAGCGUUUCGUAUUGCUACAGUUUCGGUCAAAAUAGGGCGCCGGCGCAGAGACAGACACCAGCACGCCAGGCCCAGAUCUGGUCGUCGCCGCAUCAUGGGCAAUGAAUCGUCUACACUCGUAGACGAGAAGACUCCUCCGUCGGUCUUAGAAGCUCGCACUGUGGAGGCAGUCGCAAAAUAUGUCAAGGAGAAGCCAGUGCGGCGGGUGGUUGUAAUGGUCGGAGCUGGCAUCAGUACAGCCGCCGGUAUCCCUGAUUUUCGAUCACCAGAUACUGGCAUUUACGCGAAUCUCGUUCAUUUGGAUCUGCCCGAUCCUGAAGCAGUGUUUGACAUUAGCUUCUUCAGGCAGAAUCCCAAGCCGUUCUACGCUCUGGCGCGGGAGCUAGCUCCAGGACAGUACAGACCUACUCUCGCGCAUUCAUUCGUAAAGCUACUUUAUGACAAGGGAAAGCUUUUGAAGCACUUCACACAGAAUAUCGAUUGUUUGGAGCGGUUGGCAGGCGUGCCGGGCGAUAUGAUCAUUGAAGCUCAUGGAAGCUUCGCGACUCAGCGCUGCAUUGAGUGCAAAACAGCGUAUCCGGACGACCUGAUGAAAGAAGCAAUCGCAAAGGGGGAGGUGCCGAAUUGUGCCGAGUGUCAAGGGCUAGUGAAGCCAGAUAUCGUUUUCUUCGGGGAAGCUUUGCCCUCGGCCUUCUUUGACAACCGAACACUUCCCGAGACGGCGGACCUGUGCAUUGUCAUGGGAACAAGUCUGUCUGUGCAGCCGUUUGCCAGCCUCCCGUCGUUUGUUGCAGAUGGUGUCCCGCGUGUUCUUAUCAAUCGGGAGCGCGUCGGAGGAUUGGGCUCUCGUCCGGACGAUGUCCUCAUAUUAGACGACUGUGACAACGGGGUAAGGAAACUUGCGCGUGCAUUGGGAUGGGAAGAUGAACUAGAACGGUUGUGGGAAGAAGCCAACCCGAACCAAAAGUCACGGGAGGAGGAACUAGCAACCCCUCGGACACGAGAAGAGCGGCUUGAGAAUGAAAUUAGUCGAUUGACCGCGGAGAUAGACAAAACUUUGAAAAUCUCUGAUGCUUAUCAAAAGCGUGUUAGAGAGCGCCUAGAGGGCGAGCCACUAUCCUCACCUGAGAGCAACGGAACAGGAUUGGCUCACGUUUUCCCGCACCUUGCUCGUCGUUAG